AUGUCGACCCUAUCUCCCCAAUUCAUUCGCGAUGAUUCGCCCGCCAACAUGAUGCUCCAUGACGCGAACCUAUCCGAUCCUUAUCUGUCCGCCACUUUGGACCCGGAGGAAGCCUCCUUCAAGGCCAUCAGGUUCACCCCGACGAACGGUGAUGAGCACGUCUCGUCCCCCAUGGACCUCCAUGCCCCUGGCGACUACAGCCAGGAGGACCACCACCACCCCGCCUCGUAUUCCGAUUUCCUGAGCCCCGUGGAUGAUUUCUCCAGUGAUCUGAGUGCCCACACUUCCCCAAGCGCCGCCUAUCUCCCCGUCGGCUUUAACGCGGAUCUGCCGCCCGACUCCCAUGCCUGGCAGCAAGACAUGCACACGGUCAUCUCGGACACCAGCGAGUUGACGUCCUCGCAGGCGACCAAGAACCCAUCCCAGCUGCUGACCCCCAAUCUCACCAACAACCCGACCCCCUCUCCCGACGUGUCGGCCACGAAAAAACCAAAUCACUUCGGCGCCGGACCCAACCCUCCCCGGUCGCUCUGGUUGAACACCAGUUCUGCCAUGGACAGUCUGAGUGUCCACGAUGCCCCGGACUCGGCCCGAGCGCGGAGUCCCAUCGUCAAGGUGGAAAGCUAUUCUCGAGGCGACUCGCCCGUCCGGGAUACUUUCUACACGAGACGACGGCCCAGCCAGUCCACGCAUCUGUCCCCUGGCGGUGCAGCCAGCGAAUUGGAGGACGAAGGUAUGGAGGACACCCACGGCUUCAGCUUUGCUCCUUCCGUCUCACGGACAUACGACGGGUCGUGGGUGCCCAACGCAUCGACCGGCCAGGCCGGCGUCGACCCUGUUUCGCGCGACGACACGUACGUUCCGAGCCCGAACCAGAUGGAUCUGAGGCGCCAGCUGGACGAAAAGAACGCCGACAUUCGCUCCUGGUCGGCCUCCGUAAGCGUGGCCAAUAGCGAGGCGGGAGACGACGUUCCCUCGCAUCGCGGCCGCCGAGGCCCCACGGGCACCAGGCGUCGAGCCAAAAGCGCCGGCGAUCCCUCGUCCCAGCAGGACUACUUCAAUCUGAAAUCGGCAUGUAUCCCGGGGCCAGGGAUUCUCGUCCAUGAGAUCAGCGAUGACGAAUACAGCGAAUACGAAUCGAUGAUCGAAGGGAGCGGAUCGGACUCCCCCGCGGUGCCUGUGGACGAAGCGCGGUGGAUUGAAGAUGACCCCGAAAGCCCGUCCGUCCUCGAGCAACAACUGUCGCAGGAGGAGGAGCCAUCUCCCCACCAGUUCCUGGGUGCCCCUCCGUGGCGGGACGCCUCGCACGAUCCCACCCCGCGAAACGCUCGCUUGCAACCCCAGAGCUCCACUGCGGCCAUCGUGGAGUUUCAGCGGCGGGCCCGGGAUAUUGACACGGCUUCGCGCUCGGCAACCUGGGGCACGCGGCCCUUGAGCGAGGCCGAGGUGAACAGUAUCGUCGGCGCUGGUGGCUCGUUUGAGAACUUGUCAAUCGACGGUGAGAAAGGCAAGAAACAUCAGCGACGAAGUAGCCUUCGCAAACUUCUGCAACGGAAGCCGUCCAACACUCUCAAACGGCAUCUGUCAGACCUUUCCCUCGCGCUCCCCAACCCCGAUGGCGCCGGCAAAGGCGACGAGCAUAAAAGUCCCCAGAGAAAGGACAGUUUCCCGCAUCGGAAGCUAAGCCUUGGACGUUCUCGGUCGCCCAGCCUCAGCACCGGGGGUGCCGUCAUUGCCAUAGCGGGCCAGAUGGCAGCGAUCGGGGGCAAGGACUCCAUGCGGGUGGCGUCGCCCAGCUCGUCACACAACCCCUGGUCCUCUCUCAAGGCCCGGGGAAGGAGCAGGAGUGAGAUCCCUCGAGCGUCGGCCCCGGGACUGAUGGACUUGAUGACAAGCCAUGGCGGGCCCCCGGUCGCCAAUAUUGCAUACUCGGCCCAGCCCAGCAGCCGCGGUGCGUCGCAGACCAGACCGGCGCAAGAGCCCGUAGACGAUGACGACGACGACGAUGACGUCGCGGAUGAGAAAGCGUUGGUGAUGGAAUUCCCCGUUCAGGCGCGUCUGCCGGUGCCCACGCUGGAUGGAUUUAGAACCCAGAUCUCGCAGCUGAAUCCCCGGCUCCAGCCGGCAUUGAUCGAGCGGUUUGCCAACGAGCAACUUCGCCGGUACAAGAAGCUGGUGGAAAGCAAACUCAGCCAUAGCCGUGCCAUUCAGCAGCACAAGUGUGCCUCGGGUAAAUACUGCUUCGCCCAGGGCGGCGAGGCCACCCUCUUGGCGCCACGCGCCAGUCCCCAGGACCCGGACGCGGCGCACACCCAGUUCCAGAUUCCCGGGCAUGGCGAGACCGACGAGGACCCCCAGGCCCUCGGGGAAGGGGCCGUCACCGCAGCCCAAUUCCCCUCGGGCGUGCCAUUGCCCCCGGUGAAGCGCCUGCCGGCCGAAUUCGAGUGUCCGGUGUGCUUCCAGGUGAAGAAGUUCCAGAAACCGUCGGAUUGGACGAAACACGUCCACGAGGAUGUGCAGCCGUUUACCUGCACAUUCCCCCACUGUACGGAUCCCAAAUCCUUCAAGAGGAAGGCUGACUGGGUCCGACACGAGAGCGAGCGGCAUCGAAAACUGGAGUGGUGGACUUGCACCGUCCCCGAUUGCCACCACACGUGUUAUCGAAAGGACAAUUUUGUGCAGCAUCUGGUGCGGGAGCACAAGAUGCCCGAGCCCAAGAUCAAGAAGACCAAGUCCAAGGGGAAAGGGGGUGCCGAUGCCCAGGAGGAACAGAACCGCGAGCGGGAGAUCGAGCAGCUCUGGGACCUGGUGGAACGGUGCCGCCACGAUACCCCGAAGGCGCCCAAGGAGGAGCCGUGUCGGUUCUGCGGCAACAUCUGCAGCAGCUGGAAAAAGUUAACGGUGCAUUUGGCCAAGCACAUGGAGCAGAUUGCGAUGCCUGUCUUGGGGCUCGUCAAUGAACGCGAUCUCUCGGCCAACCCAGGUCUGAUCUUACCGGGCAAGACCGAUCUGCCCACCACCAACUUUGCUCCCAAUCUCGGCGGGACCAGCGCCGACGUUUCGAUGAAUUUCACGCAAGCACCGUACCCUGCCGGGACGGAGAACGGGGCGCUGGCGGUCCCUUUCACCCCGACCUUCGUUCCCAGCCUGACCAACGGGUUCCUCUCUGCUGAGCCGGAGCCGAUGGACGCGUACGAGGAUGUGCCGACCACAUACGGGGCGCCACCGGUGGGACUGGCGCCAGGGGGGCACUUGGACCAGUCGCGAUUCGUGCCCGCGCAUCAGAAUUCGGUGACAUAUCCCCCUCCGUUCAACGCGGGCCCGCGACCGAGAGCCUCCAACCCCAACCUGAGCGUUCUGCCCGAAUCCUACCAGGUCUCCAUGUCUCCCACGGAGAUGCAUCCAACAUAUAACCCCCCGCAGGGACCGCCGUACAUGUCAUCUGUAGCAGCCAGUGGCUAUCCCAACCAGGGUCCCUUGGUCCAGAACAUGGGCUUUGAACCUUCGGGGGGAUAUCCAGCCCAGCAGCUCUGA
Molecule: messenger RNA, 3534 nt
Organism: Aspergillus steynii IBT 23096
Lineage: Eukaryota; Fungi; Ascomycota; Eurotiomycetes; Eurotiales; Aspergillaceae
Product: putative C2H2 finger domain protein
Exons: 1
Coding region: 1-3534 (1177 amino acids)
Source: RefSeq, a predicted model, not a curated record